AUGAAACUUCAUUGGCCCGCCAUCUGCAUCGCUGGUGCGAUCGCAUCGGCCAUUCCCUCGGCCGCUUCCCACGAACUGCAUCUGCCCUAUCUGCCCACUCUCGAUCCGGAAGACCCCGUCGACACCUAUCUGUCAAUCAAAUGGGCCAUUCAGAACGGUUCUCUCUAUGCCAACGAAGACCAGGUCUUCCCACCUGCCAUGUCGAUGCAGUUGCAUGCGCCGCUGUAUGAAGGCCAUCGCAAGACCCGUAUCGAGCAAGAGGACAUCCAGCUGUCCUAUGCCAUCGAUGCCCGCCCGCUGUCAUCCGAGGAAAAUGGCUCCAGGAGUGACAUCCUGCGCGUCCACGUCGAGUUGCUCGACAAGACCGGCCGCCCCGUGACCCCCAACGCCGUCGUCCUCGAUCUGCUCGACCAUCCCGAUGGUACCUACCGCAUUACCCGCAUCCGCAGGGGCACUUGCCGUGGGCACCGUGGGGAUCGCCACCCCCAGCCCCGGCCGUGGCAGAUGAAGUUCUGGAAGACGCAGGUCAACGCGCUGCUGAGCCACGAGGAGAAGCCGGCCUCAUUCUCUUCACCCAAACCUCUCAAUGCAAAGCCCGCUCAGCCCCAGAAGGCGGCAACCGCCGUCUCCGACACCGAGUCCACCUCUCACGUGGGAUACAUUUUCUCUCCUUACUGGUUCCCCUCGACCUACCCAACACGGCCACCGCCGUCCGCACAGCCACGACCAAAGCGACUCUUUUUGCGCCUCGUCCGUCCUGUCAUCCUGCCCGCCUUGCUCGGAGCCGGCGCGGGCCUGGUAGCCUGUGUGGUGGGCUUCUGCGUCGGUCAUCUCGUUAUAUCGCUUUCCGUUCGUCUAGGUCUCUGCAAGAGGCGCGAGCGUCGCCGCCAUCACUCUCGCCCCGCGUGCAUUGAAGAGGGCACUCUUUCCGAAAAGUCCCAGCUCAUGGUCCCGCAGAUCCAUAUCUCACCGUCGACCGACAUAUGA
Penicillium argentinense is the source of this 987-nucleotide messenger RNA. RefSeq lists its product as uncharacterized. Bases 1 to 987 code for a protein of 328 amino acids. The record is from RefSeq and is a predicted model, not a curated record. The transcript is spliced from 3 exons. Lineage: Eukaryota; Fungi; Ascomycota; Eurotiomycetes; Eurotiales; Aspergillaceae.